Bufo bufo (common toad) is the source of this 2568-nucleotide messenger RNA. RefSeq names its product lysophosphatidylcholine acyltransferase 1 (gene LPCAT1). Gene Ontology annotation, molecular function: calcium ion binding. NCBI's taxonomy places the organism in Eukaryota, Metazoa, Chordata, Amphibia, Anura, Bufonidae. The record is from RefSeq and is a predicted model, not a curated record. The transcript has 14 exons. The coding region runs from base 536 to 2116 and encodes 526 amino acids.
CUCUCAGCUCCCUCCCCCUUCCUCUACCAGAGAGAGACAAGGGGAGGGGGCAGGCAGCGCAUCAUCUGGCAGCUUCCUCCCGCUAAACCCUUUAGGCACCGGCACCAGCAGCAGCCUGCACCGAGUCAUCCCUGGCCGCUCCACCUCCUCCAGCCUCUGGAGACGUGUCCUGCGCUCCCCGGAGAUCUCAGCAGAUCCUCCCCACCUCCUCCUCCUCAGGAGCUUUCGCUUUGUGUGUGUGAGACUUAGAACAUCGUCGCUCCCGGAGCAGAUCUCCUUCUACUUCCCCUCCUACAUCCCCAGCACGGAUUAUAAGCCCCCUCCUUAGGAGGAACAGGAAAAGGGGGAUCUGGUUUCCCUCCAGACGGCGCUGAGAUUUUCCAGCUUCUUCAUCCUCCCCUCAUCAUCAUCAUCAUCACCACCAGCUUCAUCUGUUCCUGGUCAACUUCUGGCGACUCCUGCUAUUGCCUGAACUAGUUGGAUCUGCUGGGCUUUUUCAUCAGGCAGCAGACCUCCUCCUCCUUGCCCCCACAUCAUGAGGCUGACCAGAAAGCGCUCGGGUCCAGGAGGUGGCCAGCAAGAGCUGACCAGGCCGGUCAAGAACCCCUUUGUGCAUGACCUGCGCUUCACCCCACUGCAGAAAGCCAAAAUCGUCUUCAUGACGUUGACUUUGUUCCCCAUCCGUCUGUUUUUUGCGGCAUUCAUGAUGCUUCUGGCCUGGCCAUUUGCCUUUGUUGCUGCUAUGGGCCGUACGGGGAAAGAGCUUGAACAACCUAUGUCCUGGUGGGCAAAGUUUUUGGACAUUUCGUUAAAAGUUAUAAUGCGGACAAUGUGGUUUGCUGGUGGCUUUCAUUGGGUGACUGUAAAGGGAAGACAAGCCUUGCCUGCAGAAGCUCCGAUUCUCACUCUGGCUCCACACUCUUCCUAUUUUGAUGCCAUUCCAGUAACUAUGACAAUGGCUUCCAUUGUCAUGAAGGCUGAAAGCAAAGACAUUCCUGUUUGGGGAACAUUAAUUAAUUUUAUUCGACCAGUGUUUGUUUCCCGCUCUGAUCAAGAUUCUAGGAAAAAAACAGUAGAAGAAAUCAGGCGACGAGCCCAGUCAAAUGGUAUUUGGCCACAGGUAAUGAUCUUCCCAGAAGGAACAUGCACCAACAGAUCCUGUCUGAUUACCUUCAAACCUGGUGCAUUUAUUCCUGGGGUCCCUGUACAACCAGUAGUUUUGAGGUACCCCAACAAAAUGGACACAAUAACCUGGACAUGGCAAGGACCAGGAGCAAUGGACAUACUAUGGCUUACGUUAUGUCAGUUCCACAAUUAUGUAGAAAUAGAGUUUCUUCCUAUUUAUACUCCAUCUGAGGAGGAGAAGAGGAACCCUGCCCUGUAUGCAAACAACGUAAGACAUGUCAUGGCCAAAGCCUUGGGUGUGUCAGUCACAGACUAUACGUUUGAAGACUGCCAGUUGGCCCUAGCUGAAGGACAGCUCCGUCUCCCAUCAGAUACAUCUCUCCUGGAAUUUGCAAGACUUGUUAGAAGUCUGGGCUUAAAACCAGAGAAGCUUGAAAAGGAAUUGAAACAGUUCUCUGAAAGUGCUAAAAAAAGAAAUGGGGAAAAAAUAAACUUAAAUGAAUUUGCAGACUACUUAUCUGUUCCAGUAACAGAGAAAUUAGAGGACCUUUUUGCCUUAUUUGAUGAGAACGAAGAGGGUGUCAUUGACCUACGGGAGUAUGUAAUUGCAUUGUCUGUUGUAUGUAGACCUUCCAAGACAUUAGAAACCAUUCAGCUGGCUUUUGAGAUGUACCAGUCAGAAAAUGACAAAACUAUAGUAGAAGAUGAGCUGGCUGUGAUUUUGAAGACUGCGCUGGGAGUCUCGGAACUGAAUGUAACAGAUCUUUUUAGAGCAAUAGAUGAGGAGGAGAAGAGUAAAAUCACAUAUGUGGACUUUGACAGGUUUGCUGCUUUGAAUCCACAAUUUGCUGAAAUGUUUCUUUAUCCAAAUAUGAUGGACUCUGAAGCUUGUGUAGACAGCUCUUCUGUUACUGCCCCUAAUGGUUUCUGUACUGAUUUCACACCUGAAGAUAUGGAAGAAUACCACAAUGAAAAGAAGAAGCUGAACUAAAACUGGAACUUCAUCUCCCUCUCCUGGUGAGGGGCAUAUAUGUAUUGUACCUCUCAACAUAGUUAAACCCAGCUAUAUUUUUGUUUUUAUCUUUGACACUUUUCAUUUUUUGUUGUUUUUGGUUAUUUGGUUUGUGUUCUUAAGUACAAUCAGAAAUAUUUGAAAAGCAAGGAUGGAUUUUGAUCUGAAUAACUUCAUGGGGGGGGGUGGGGGGGGGUCAUGUGUGUAAACUAUAAACUGGAUAGGAGACAAUGAUGGUGUUGCACAUGGUAACCAAACACUGAAGCUCAGUGAAGUAUAUUCUAAUUUUCACACCUACCCCACGGUGUGUGCUGUGAUAUAAGCGACAGAUGCCAGAAAGCCUUAAAAAAGUUCCUUUCUUAUAAAAGAGUUAAAGGGGUUGAUCGACCCCAAAAGCAAUUUAGCUAUGGCCCUGAAAGUGUGUAAGUAAA